Molecule: messenger RNA, 1011 nt
Organism: Rhodofomes roseus
Lineage: Eukaryota; Fungi; Basidiomycota; Agaricomycetes; Polyporales; Fomitopsidaceae
Exons: 5
Coding region: 118-918 (266 amino acids)
Cellular component (GO): cytoplasm
Source: RefSeq, a predicted model, not a curated record
GUGCCCGACGCGUCGUGAACCGCGUAACCAGCGCUCCCGACCGCUGCCCAGAUACUGACAUACAUCGAUACUUACUGCUCUCACUAACCUGUACCCACCACACUAUCCUACGGCACGAUGCCUUCGCCGCCGAUCCAGCUCUUCCUCACCACGAUCGUCUCCUCUACUCAGCUCCGUCAACGGCAAGAAUACAUCUUGCGCAUUCUCCAAGUGAAGAAGAUACCAUUUACAUCCUAUGACCUUGCUUCAGACGAGGAUGCGAAGAAAUUGUGGCGGAGGAAGGCUCCCAAAGACAAGCAGCAGAUCCCCGGCAUUCUGAUUGGUGGAGAAUAUCCAGGAGAUUUCUCAGCGUUUGAAGAAGCCGUCGAGUUCAACGAGCUCGACCAGUUUUUGCGACUCAGCGAAGACUACAAUCCCUUCGAAGACGAGAAAGAACUACUCCCAUCCCAACCAAUCGGCGUACCCGGAGCAUACUCGCCCGCGCAGAUGCACCCCCACCACCAAGCUACCCCAUCACCACAGCCAUCGCCCCUCAAGAACAAGCCAGUGAAUAAGAGGGGACCGAACGAGGUUGACGCGGGCGAGGAGCUCGGCGAUGCGCGGUUAGCCGGCGUGAAUGUUACGGAGGACGACCUUCUGGCAUUGGUGUCGGAGUUGGGCCUUGGAGGAGACGAGGCGAACGAUCUGGUGAAGGGAUUGACAGGUGAUGGUCCGUCUGAGCAAUUGGAGAAUGUGGCGAAGGACGAGAGCGAGCAGAAACAGGAGCAGGUGGAACAGAAGAGCGAAGAAAAGAAGGCGGAUACAGAGUUAGAGAAACUGGCAGAGAAGCCAACGGAUGCGGCACAGGAGCAGGAGACAGAAGUGAAAGCAACGAACACCUCGACUGACCCUCCAGCAGCUGACAGCAAGUCGGCAUAGGUAUACCCACAGUAACUUAGACACUUCGCACUUGCUAGGGAUACGGAUGUACAUGAUCAUCGGACUCUGAUGAAUGCGGUACUGAGGACGGUC